UCCUACCCUCAGCAACAAACAGCAUCUGCCGCUUACGCGUCCUAUCAUCAACAACAGCAACAACAACAGUCUAUUAUACGGAGCGAUCAAUUCCCACCAGGCGCUGAUCCGACCAGUUUGCUCCAGUAUCCAUAUCAGUACCAGCACCAACAAGAACAGACUACGUCAUUGCUAGGUCCAUUUGAAGAUAAGCAAAAUGGCCUUGUUGAAGCAGAGACUCGGCGACAGUUCCUAUUAAAUGAUCGCCAAAGCUUCAAUAUGCCAAGCCCUGCGCAGUCUGGUUUCCCUCUGGGCACUGGGCAAUAUUCGGUGCCCAAUGGUCAGUUUCAUGAGAGUCAUAUGGCAUUUACCGAUCAAGGCCCCUUCUCUGGCAGACUGAAUACCGGUUCUGCUGGACAAGUAUUCCACCAACAACUAGCGCAACCUCACAAUCAACACCACCAUCAUCACAAUCAGCAUCUUGGUUCUGAAGUUGCCUCACAGACUAGUCAGGCUGCAAGUGGUGGCAGCCUCUCAGGUACCCCAGGAGGACACCGGUAA
Messenger RNA from Protopolystoma xenopodis, 540 nucleotides. Lineage: Eukaryota; Metazoa; Platyhelminthes; Monogenea; Polystomatidea; Polystomatidae. The record is from the annotation of a GenBank genome assembly.